Diatraea saccharalis (sugarcane borer) is the source of this 1433-nucleotide messenger RNA. The record is from the annotation of a GenBank genome assembly. NCBI's taxonomy places the organism in Eukaryota, Metazoa, Arthropoda, Insecta, Lepidoptera, Crambidae.
AAAAUAAGACGGGUCAUUUUUUUGGGUCUAACCAUGGUCUAACCGUUUUCCUUUGCCUGUUUUUGUCAACGAACAUUAAUUUAAGUGUGACUUUUGAGUUAAUUUUUCCUAUAAACCUCAAUUAUUGUGAUACUGGACAGAUGAAUGCUGUUAUCGGCCUGUGUCAUUUUUGCGAAGCCCAUGGCCCUCGUCCUCUAUUUUGUACAUUUACAACGGAUAACGAAAAUCACACAAAAGAAUAUUCAAAGCCUUCAGUAGAAUGUACGGGAUGCACUUCCCUUGGUCCAGAAACAAUACUGGUGUCGAAAGAUGACGACGGUACCAUUUUCUGUAGCAGAGAAUCUGUAUUAAAUACUGAUGUCACUGCGUUCUUAAGACAAGCUGCUAUAAGGAGUAUCACUUGUGAAGUUAGUUGGAGCAAAGAAGGUGGAAUUGUAUACUUUAGUGAUACACAAGGUCAUGUGCUAAGCCUCAAUUUCCAGAUCAAGGAUACAAGAGCACGUGGUUUGAAACGCUGGUUCUCCAUUGUAGUACUUAUGAAGGAUAAGAUGUUAUUACUCAAUAUUACACCGGUUUUAUCUGAACACAUGCAGAAAAUAGCAAAGGAAUUGCAACAGUCUGCUGAAAUUGUAUAUGACAAGGAACAAAAAGUAUGUACACAAAGAGCACUAAGACUAAGAACUGGCCGAAAUGAUUUUGGACAAUCGAGGUCUCUCAAACAACUAACAGGUGAUGAAGAUGUAUUUAAGAGAUUACACACACAUUUCACUUGGAUGUUAAAAGCAGGAGCCUUAACAUACUCAGAGACUCUACACACAAGUGAUAAUAUGCUCAAGAGACUUAAUCCACAAAUGGUCAAGAAUACAAUUUUCAGUACCAAUGCAUGUGACGUGCUGUGUGAUAAUGAAUGCAUGACCUUAAGAGCUUUGGAAAAUAUGUUAUCAAAAUCUGUUUUUAGGAUUUUGCUGUACUGCACACUUACAGGAGUUGAUAUUUUUAUAAGACCAAAUACAGCUGAAAAAGAUACUAUUAUCAAUGCAUUGAAGAGAUUAACACCUACAAAUCAAAAUUAUCCAAAUGUUUCAGUGGGUGAUGAUAAUUGCAAACCAAUUCCUGUUGAUAACAUUUGUAUUUUGGAACGAACACAAAAUAGCUUUAGUUGCACAUGGUCUGGUGUAGUACCUAAUAAAUGUCCUACUUUAAUGGGCAGAAUAGAGUAUGCCAUAAGUAAUCCAAAAUUCAAUGAUGCAGUACUUCAUCAACAUGUUAAAUCAUUAACAUUAGAAUGGCUAGGGAUCGUGAAAGCAGUAAAAUCAGGAAUAGAUGCAUCAGGACCAAGAUCAGAUGCUGUGGUGAACUUGAAAAAGGUGUUUGGCAUAACACCUCAUGAUGAUAUAUUGGUUCGAUUCUGGAUCGAUGCCUUCUGUACAUAA